Messenger RNA from Prorocentrum cordatum, 2283 nucleotides. The record is from the annotation of a GenBank genome assembly. NCBI's taxonomy places the organism in Eukaryota, Dinophyceae, Prorocentrales, Prorocentraceae.
GACCUCGGGCCGCGGCGGGGCGACCGCCCGCCCCCCUGCCGGCACGGCGCCGCCGCCCGCUGGCCGGCCCACGUUGCCGCCGGCGGCUUCUGGAGCGCGGCGCGCGCCGCCUGCCUGCAACAAGAUGGGCGUGGGUCAUUCCAUGAACCAGAGCCAGGUGGAGAGUGUGUUGAGCAAUUUCGAGGAUACGAUGAAGGCGAUCAAGGGCAUCGAGCAGAAGGCCGACCGCGUGAACGAGAUGCUGUCCGAGACACAGAGGCAGCAGGACGCCCUGCACGGGCAGAUGGACAGGGGACAAGAGUUCGUGAAGAGCGUUACAGACUCGUUGAACCUGAGCUCCUCGCAGGUCCUGCACUUUCGAGAUUCUGGGUCGGCGGAUUCCCUUGAGGGUAUCGUGGAAGUGGUUGAGAAGCUGGAAGAUACGCUCUACGACCUGGGUUUGAGAGACCUGCCUGGCAAGAUGCAGCGGGAGUUCGGGCCAAUAUUCGUGCCCGUUCUGGUGCUGACGUUGAUCGUGACCGUCAGCAAUUGUGCAUUCGGUUUCCUGCUCGCCACCGAUGCUGAGUUGUCCCUCCAGGGCGGCACCAUGAACAUGGUCAACAUGUUCGCCACGAUCCACGUGGUGCUGAUCGGGCUGGCCGUCCUGCACCUGGUCGUGGAGAUCGUGCUGCGGGUCGUGAAGACCGCCAGGCGGCGCAGGGCCGCGAGGUCGCGGGAAGAGCAGCUGCAGGCCGUCGGCGACGACCGGGCCGAGCACUCCGCCGAAGAUCGAAGAGGAGUCUCCGCAGCCGCGGCCGCGGGCGAACUCCGACCCUGGCGUCGUCACGGGGACGCAGAGCGAGAGGAGCACCGACGUGCACGCGAGGGCGGUCACCGCGGAGCAGACCAAGGCCGAGGCCAAGAUGUUGUCCAACCCCAACAGAGCUUCGCCGUUGCAGGACUUGACUGCCGCAAGAGCCACAAGUCCGUGGCGAGCAGAGACACGGAGGGCUCGUUCACGCAGGGCAGCCCCAAGAGGACCCCCGGCCACCAGCCAGGAGGGCCAGAGCGCCGGCCAGGCCGCGAGGAGCAGCCACGCGAGCCCCGAGGACCCGCCGCGCAGCCCCGCGAGGCCCAAGGCGGCGAUCUCCGGCAUGCUGCGGGCCGCGCUGCAGACGGGGUCCGUGUCGAUGACCAGCUACGACGGCCGGAGCUCCCUCACGCCGUCCGAGAGCAGUGGGCCGCAGGCGGACCGCAUCGUGAGCGCGUUCCACGCCAUCAGGAAGGGCAUGGAGAAGGUGUCGGGGAGGGCCAAGGGCGACUCCUUGCGCGGCGCAGUGACGCCGACGCAAAGCGACGUAGUCAGUGAACCCAGUGCAACUCCUCGGGCGGGAACCCUCAAUGACAACGGCAUGGACGCAGAUCACGGUGAUGGUCCUAGCGUCAGUUCGAUCUAGGUGCACGCGGUCUCGUUUCAUUUGUUUCACUUUUGCUCUGGUAGUGUUUCCUUCUGGUCGUUGUGUUUAUUUCGUCACUCCCUGACGGCACUCUGGAGGAGCAGCGAGGAGAGGAGGCCUGGCAGGCUGUAGGGCGUUGCCGUUGCCAAGGGCAUGAGGAGGUGUUCGCGCCCGUGCCCCGUGCUGCUGUCACGCGAUCGUCCCCGUGCGGCCGCUAUUUCGGCGCUUACGCCGUGGCCCAGCGCUUCGGGGGCGCUCCUGGCACCGCCCAGGCCGCGCAGGCGCCCUCCACCAUUGGCCGAGGCACCCACUUGCCAGGGCCCUGGCCCAGCUCUUCUGGUGGGCUUGGCCCCCCCCCCAGCCUGGAGCGAGUCUCUUGCUAAGAUUCGCGAUGGCGCCCGUCAGAACCAACGGAAUUGCACGGAAACCUCGAACCUCGAGCCUCGCGCGGCCCUUGGAGGUCUCGGGCGCUCCCGCGGCCCUCCCCGUCGUCUCGCCUCCUCACUGUCCUCCUCAUGUUCCAGGUCCUCUUCCUCUCUGCAGUGCGGCGCGGCCUGGCAACGCAAAGGCAGCCAGGACCGGCCGGCAGAGGUCCGUUCCCCCGCCCGUCUGAGUCAGCGGCUGCGGCUUGCAGGCCCGGGGGUGUUUCACUACCUACGCAGGCAGCACCGGGGACGAAAGAAAGUCAGCCACGGCCUCCUGCCCGCGAGCUCCGCGAGGCCCGAGUCGUCCUCGGCAAGUCGGUCUGGGCACGGCCGCUGGUUAGUCCCUGCAAAGGUCGCGCCUCCGGGUUCUGGAAGCGCGCAGCGGCCUCGCCAGGUGUGGCCAGGGGCAAGUUCGGGGGGGG